UAUUAGGUGAGGCAAAUGCAAACGGUACAGUAAGGAAGAGAAAAGGAGGACAAACCUGAAAGAAUUGCAAUGUAUAAAAGAGGAACAAAAUCUGUUUGCUUUUUGCUUCUGGCACUUCUUUGGGACAGUGGUUACGUCUUAACUAUGAAGAGAGGCGAUACUGCAGCCCAUGUGAAUCUCACGGCAUUUCAUCGUCUACCUAACAAAUGUAACGUGGAUGGCUUUAAUGAUGAUUGGUUCAAAGUGGACAAGUACUGCGUCAAAUACUUCAGUACACCUCUAAACUUCACUGACGCAGAGUACAGCUGUAGAAAAAUAGCCCCUGGAGGACACCUGGUGUCAGUGCACAAUGCCAAGGCUAAUGAAGAGUUGUUCUUCAUUGUGGACUCAACACAGUUGCGCAUCUGGCUCGGGGGAUAUGAAUUAUUUCAGUCUGGUAAAUUUUUUUGGACGGAUGGUAGCUUCUGGGACUAUGAUGCUUGGACACCCGGCGAGCCCAGACACAUCUACUCCAACAGAGAAGAAUGCGUGGAGAUGAACUGGAAUGGAUCUGGCAAAUGGAAUGAUGACUCUUGUAUCAACAAAAAAGGCUACAUAUGUGCCUUCAAACGCAAGCGCAUCAUGGAUGAGUAGACUGAGAUGAUUUAUCAACCCAUAAAACAUUCAGCGUAAAUGUUUUCUCCUCUGCAUCAAAAAAAAAAAAAAAAAAAACAUUUCUUCAAAUCAAACUUAAAAAUCAUAAUAAAGACUUAUU
Misgurnus anguillicaudatus (oriental weatherfish) is the source of this 754-nucleotide messenger RNA. Its product is annotated as lectin-like. The record is from RefSeq and is a predicted model, not a curated record. Lineage: Eukaryota; Metazoa; Chordata; Actinopteri; Cypriniformes; Cobitidae.